AUGAGAAGCUUAUGCCAGUUUCUCCUUUUGGCGCGAUUGGUCGCUGCCAUCACUGGACCAAGGAUAGAAAACGAUUUCGACCGAAACAGACCAACAAACCAAGGACAUCCUGGUUUUAACGAGCAUCAAACAAGAUUUGGGCUGAACUCUCCGAUACAAAACUUCCAGCAGCAGCCAGCAGUCAUCAACAAUGCCCCACAACUUCCUUUUCCGCAACCAAUACUAAAUCAACAACCUUAUGUGCCUCAGUUUAACAGUCUUCUUCCAGCACAAAAUAUCCCAAAUAACGCCAUCCCUAUUCAAAACAGCAACAACUUUCAAUUUAAUCAACAAUCAAAUGCGAAUCCUCAACUCAACAAUUUUCACCAAAAUGUAGCAUCUCAAAAUUUUCAACAAAGUCAAAACAUACAACAAGCACCUCCGAUUCCAACAUUCCAAAACAGUCUUCCAUUAGCUCAAAAUCCAACAAUAUUUAAUCAUAAUCCAAACAUUCCAUCCCCUCUAUCACUUACACAACAAAGACCAACGCAAGCUGCUUUUCUACCAACUUUACAAACAAUACAAAGUCAGCAAAGUUUUAGUGCUCCUAACCCUAUUUCGAUCCAGGCUGCACCCAAUUUAGCACCUCAAAACCAAAACGGGCAAGUACCUUUCCAAGCUUCCCCACAAAUCAGCCAACUAAUGAAUCAAGGUUCAAUAUUUACCAACCCUCAGCCGUCCGACUUUCAACAAUAUUAUGAACAACAAUCUAAAGAGAACUUAGAAAAGCUUAAGGAACUACAAGAAAGACAACGAAUUAUUCAAAAACACCAGGAAUUCGUGCAGAAACAACAACAAAAACAACAGGAGAAAGUUGAAAAGCUUCAUGACGAAUUUUUGAGUAGACAAGCUACUAAGUCAUUACCAACAUAUACUACUACUGAAAGCUACGAAGACACUUUUAGAAGAGGUCAGGAAAAACGACGACCAAUUUUACCACAUGAAACAGAUUUAUUCAAAAAAGCACUUGACCUUUAUGAGCAACAACAUCCAACAACAACUACCAGUACUACAACAACCACAACAACAACGCAACGGCCAAGAUUUAUUAGGACCAGGCCAACAGCCCGAUCUCGCACUCCACCACAGGACAGAAAUAAACAAAAACUCUACAAUGAGAUAAAGAACCUACUGGAGGAGAGUGAAACAAAAGGAUUCGAUGACAACCUUCGAGCCAAGAGUGUUGCUCUAUUACAAAAACCAGAUAUUUUAAAACAACUUAAAGUAGCUUUAGCAGAAAAUCCUGAAGAUUUUAGCGAGAAAAAUUUCACUUCUCGUGAGAUAUCGCUUAAUGGUCAAAAAUACGAAGUUAUAAGAACAAAUAACCCUAAUUUAAUCCCCAAAGGUGCUAUAUCUGCUGAUAGUCCGGAUUUGGGAAAGUUUGUAGCCGCCACACAAGAAACGCAAAAAGAAAAUCAUGUAUCAUUUGACGAUUUAACAAAGGGUGUUUUGCCACCAGGUGCUAAUUUUGAACUCGUAAAACAAGGUGAUAAUGGUAAAUUAGAAGAAGUGUCAGCAUUGCCAAAUACCCUUCCAAACAAAAAGAAAGUUACAUUUGUAUUUCUAGAAGAGCAGGAUGAUGGUUCCUACAAGGUUAAAGGAGUAAAAGCGAAUGGACAACAGACAGAAGAAGGACCUGAGGUAGAGGAAAUUUUGAACAGGAUUCGUAAAGGUGAAAUUUCUCUCCCAGGACCUACUAAAAUAUCAAAUGGAUUGUUUUCGUCAACAACAGAAAAUCCCACAACGACUAAUGUAGACUACAUAGCGGAAUCAUCACAUCAUCCUUCAACAUACACCAGUUUUGUAACAACUUCAAGUUAUGGUUCUUCUGGACUUACGAACCCUGUACAAACUACUCCUCCCCCGAUACAUAGGAAUUCCAUUGCACCUGCUAGGACUACACAACGAGAAUCUCAAACGUUUCAAUCUUCGACAGGUCGUCCAACAACAGAACGCUUCAUCAUAAAAACCUCUAGCCCAACUUAUACAAUUAGAAGUCAGAAACAGACUCAAAGAAACUCAUUCCCAAGUACAACAAUAGUGAACACAACGCCGAUAUAUAGAUCAACACCUCAAGACGUGGUUGUAAUAGGGUCUUCUACGCUGGCAUCAACUUAUGAGGAACCAACUCAAAAUAUUUUCGCUUCGGCGUCUAGUCCAGGUCUCAUUGAUAUUCUUAAGGAAAAUGGUCUGUUCGCAACAGCCAAAUAUUUGAAGCAGUCUGGAUUAGAUGCAAUUUUGAAUGAGACGGGGCCUUACACUAUUUUCGCUCCAACGGAUAAGGCGUUUAGGACGCUGCUAGUACAACUUGGAGGACCAGACAGAGCAGAAGAGAAGUUCCGUGACAAUCCUCGGCUGUUAAGUGGUUUAUUACUUCACCACGUAAUCCCAGGUGCAUUCGAUAUACAGUCGUUACAGGAUGAGAUGACCGGUGUCUCCUUAGCUGGUACACAACUACGAGUUAAUCAGUACGACAUGCAUGAUGUGGAAUGGAACGAGGUUAAGGUCACCACCAUCAAUGGAGCCCGAGUAAUUGAUGAUAAGAGAGAUAUUCAUAUACCACAGGGAAUCGCUCACGCAGUCGACCGAGUGAUGUUUCCUCUUCCAGUGGGUGAUUUAGUACAGACCCUGCAAGCAGACCGAGAUAGACGAUUCACUACAUUCUUGAAGGCCAUAUUCGUCAGUGGCUUUGCGGAUACUUUAGCGGAAAGCAAAACAUAUACAGUUUUCGCGCCGACAGACACGGCAUUUGCAAAAUUAGCUCCAAGCGAGUUAUCGAGAUAUUCUGAAAAAGCUGCCGCUCGCGCUUUGGUGGCAAGACACGUACUACCGGGCACGCUCUACAGCGCAGGCAUGCGGUACUACCAGCUACGGAACUCCAUGGAGGAUGCUAAGCCGCUCACACUUCAAAAGAACUCCGGUCGAAUAAAAGUGAACAACGCUCAAGUUAUUACACACAAUAUUCCUGCAACAAACGGAGUCAUUCAUGCAGUUGAUACAUUACUUUAG
This is a messenger RNA of Pieris brassicae (large cabbage white), 3048 nucleotides long. RefSeq lists its product as uncharacterized. The transcript has 7 exons. Gene Ontology annotation, molecular function: cell adhesion molecule binding. Gene Ontology annotation, cellular component: extracellular matrix. Gene Ontology annotation, biological process: extracellular matrix organization; cell adhesion. The record is from RefSeq and is a predicted model, not a curated record. NCBI's taxonomy places the organism in Eukaryota, Metazoa, Arthropoda, Insecta, Lepidoptera, Pieridae. Bases 1 to 3048 code for a protein of 1015 amino acids.